UCGGCGGAGGCCCCCCGAGCUUCCUUCCACCACGGUUCUGCCCUCGUCUGUGGAGUGCCAGCUUUGCAGGCCGGCCCACUCCGCACAAAAGCCCCAAAGGGCCUCCGCCCCCUUCUUCCGUUCCUAAGAUGGCAAAUCCCAGCACUUACUCCGUUGGCAGAGCCUCUCUAUAGGAGGCCCAACUUACUUUUGCUCCUGUUGGCUGCUCGUUCUGGCCUGGGAAGCCAAUUUCUUCUACUGACCUAGAAAGAAAGCUCUUGACUCAUGUCCUCCUUUUGAGCUUCAGAACGCCCAGCGAAAUAAGUUGAGAGAGCUUCGCUCUCUGUGUGGCCUGAGGAUGUUGCACCUAAGGGCCCCAUCUCCCUUUCUGGUUUCAGGUUUCUGGGACAGACCUAGAGCUUCACCAAGAGAAUCCAACUUGGAAACCAAGACUGGUAGAUUCUCAUUUCUUCCGACAAGAGGCAGAAGUCAGAGAGAGACUGCAGAUCCUUGGGACACCUGUAUUCCUUUUGGAGGACACUAAGUUCUUUGAGAAGACGAAGGCAGUUCAGUAUGGCAACCGAACUGAAAGAACAGCAAGGAGCCAUUACUGUGAUUUGGUGACAGUUCUUCAGACAACAGUGUCUUUAAGGGAAACAGGAUAAAGAACUUCUGAACUUUUUUGGGGGUUUCGUUAAGUGAGAAGUCGGCAUGGCUCAGGUAAAAAGCUCUAGCGUCCUCCUUCAAGACCGUUCACUGGGAAGCCUGUUUGCACUGUCACUCUUGAAUUCUGCCUUAGUCGACAGUAUUGACCGUCCCCCAGUGAGCCGAGCUCUGUAUUAAACACCAGGGGGAGAUCUAGAGGAAGGAAAGGAGACAGGCCACAGCCCCUGCCCUCAGGGAGCUUCCAGUCAAAUGAAGGAGGCAAGUCUUCUGGCUUGUGAAGGCCUAGCAGGUGUGAGUUUGGUUCCCACUGCAGCCAGCAAGAAGAUGAUGCUGAGUCAGAUUGCCAGCAAGCAGGCUGAAAACGGCGAGCGGGCGGGUAGCCCUGAUGUGCUGAGGUGCUCAAGUCAGAUGGACUGUAAGCCUAGAUAUGAUUUGUCUUCAAAGGGCCACCGAAAAGACAGUGAUAAGUCCCGCAGCCGCAAAGAUGAUGACAGUUUGGCUGAGGCCUCUCAUUCAAAAAAGACUGUUAAAAAGUGUCAGAGAGGUUCUCAGGUUCUCGGUCCGGCAGCUGUAAUCGGUCCCAGAGUAGAACCAGCUCUGGGAAGAGGACAGAGACACCCACGUGACAUGCCUGAUUGUUGCCCCCAGGUGGUGGUAGUGGAACAAAAUGGCUCUUUUCAAGUAAAGAUUCCCAAAAAUUUUAUUUGUGAGCACUGCUUUGGAGCCUUUCGGAGCAGUUACCACCUCAAGAGGCACGUCCUUAUCCACACUGGUGAAAAGCCGUUUGAGUGUGACGUCUGUGAUAUGCGUUUCAUCCAGAAGUACCACCUCGAACGCCACAAGCGGGUACACAGUGGCGAAAAGCCUUACCAGUGUGAACGAUGUCAUCAGUGUUUUUCUCGGACAGACCGAUUACUCAGACACAAACGGAUGUGCCAAGGAUGCCAGUCCAAGACUUCUGAUGGGCAGUUUUCUCUGUAGGCACGAGGGGCCCUAGGUGGUGGGAGUGCUGAGGAGAGUCUCCAGAAGAGCAUAGCCAUGUGCUCUGACGGUCCCACCACCGCUCCCUCUGAACCUGUCCCCCUUCCUAAGAGGACUGGCCCCAGGUGAGCAGAAGAGCAUCAGAACAUCAGCUCCAGAGCCUCGGCUCUGUACCUAGUCUGAGACUAUGAGUGUCCCAGGGACACCUGCAGCAUUCCUGGGCACGGGAGCUGGUCCCUGAGCCUCGCUGAGGUGAGGUGGGGACUCAAAGGUGCAGGACCAAGACUGAAAUGUUCCCACAACCUUGGACUGGAACUGGCAGCUAAAACAGAAAGGACUGGGGAAGGAAGGGUGUUUGUUUGUUCUGCUCUUGUUUUUGUUUAUCCAAAAGCAGUUUCAGCAGGUAAACUGGGGAUACAGGUAACGUGGAGGGGAAAGUCCUGAAGCACAGCAAGGCCUGUGGCUGGUCCCUCCGUGUUCCACAGCCCACCCUUCCUCUUUGAAAGCAAAUAGGACCGGGGCCGGCAGCUGUGCUUCCUUGGACUUCUUAUACACUGAGGACAAAAGGAGACACUGGGACGGACAGAUGUGGGGUGGACAAGAAGAGUGGGCAAACCUUUGCUUAUCUCCUCAAGAAGAGCGGUGUUGUGUCACGGGUGUUCCCAUGGUCUGUGCAGCACUGAGGCCUGAUGGGGUCAGCUCAAGUGCCUUGUGAAGGAUGCUUGGGUGGGGUCGCCCAUGCGGCCCUCUUCUCUGGGCAGUUGGUCUUGGUUGUGGUUUGUGGCUACCUCACUUGUCCUUGACUCCAGAAUCCAGGCACAGUUGAGCAGGGAGCCGUGGGUGUCGGGGAGGCUGUCCCUGUGUGCCCUCUUAGAACAAGGAUAGUCCAGAGUUUUGCUAACAAUUGUGAGAAGAACAAAACUUGUGACAGUCCUGACGUGACCUGUGUGAGAGAGCCCUCUCCUUGCCGGAAUCGUUUGCCUGUUCAAGUAGAGGAGAUGGAGCUCUGGUCUGGUCUUCAGUCUCAGAGAACCAACCUUGGCUCCUUGAUAGGCAUCCCUGCAGAGUGGUGGAGGAGGGUGCUUCAGAGGAAGGAUUGCAGGAAGACACCUCAUGUCUGUUUUAUUCUUGACCUUAACUCUGUUACUAUACCCUUCCAUCUUGUCUACCCCUGGAAAAGUGAUCGGAUUUGUGUGUGUGUGUCUGAUUUGUGAGUGCUUGUGUUUCUUUGCUUGGAAGGGAUGAGAAUUAUUGACCGAAAUUUAUUCGGCCACCAACUUCGAGGACAGAAAGUAUAGGGCAGGCAGCCUUCCCACCCAAACCGGAAGGUGUCCUCCUCCCGGAACUUGCAGAGAACAAGGGAACAGAGGCUUGUUCCAGCAGGGUGUCGAGGGGUUCUCUCGUUAUUGUUAGGUUGAUUUAACUGUAUUGGUCAGAGUGUUUCUAAGCCAGGGCUUCUGAGCAUGUAUUUCCUAAAGAGAAAUAACUCUUCCUGCUAGAGAAAGGAUUCUUAAGGGAGAUUAUAGGAUUUCAUUGAUCACUACUCCACCCCUGAGACCUACUUCAGGUGGAAUCAUUGGGGUACACCUGAGCACACAGCUGCAGCCAUGGGCAGGGGUCUGAGAUGGCGCUUCGAGGAAGAGGUUCUUGACUUGCAAAUGAGAGCCAGGCGGCAGCCUACACUAAGGCCUCUUCCUAGGUAUUGGGGGAUGGUCUACCACAACUUCAGGGUGGAGGUACUUAGGGGGGAGGGGAGGAUGUUUCAGCCUUCAGCUUUCCUCUGAUAGCACCUGAGAGGAGGUCUGAGGAACAUGCACUGCCCUGUGUUCUAGCUUCCUGCUGUCUCUCUGUGACAUGCUCUAGAACCUGCACCUCCGACCUCCAUCCACCAUGUGCCCCCGGGCAUUCAUGUGCAUGUCACACAAACCUUUUACUGUUAGAGGAUUCUACUGGGCUGGGAUUUCUCUGUCACUCAACUCUGGGAAAGAGGAUAUGCUGAGAAAGAUAUCUUCCCAAAAAUGCUUUUGAAAGUGGGAUCCCCCACCACCACCACUUGAAGAUGAUCCAUUUGUGCUGAAAGUUGGAAGAGUGACCCAUGCUUCUGCGUGUAUGAAUGUGUGUACUGGGUCAGAGCAGGCCUUGCAGACUGUGGCUUCCUGCCUGUUGUCAAAGCUGAGAGAAGUGAGAGAGAACUGCAUGUGUACUGACAGCCCAACCAGAAUCACACUGCCAAGGCCAAGUGUGAAAGUCAGAAGCCGGCAGUGGGUAAGGGCAAACAGGCUCUAGGGUGGAGAGUAACACAACAGCCGAGGGCCCAGGAGCCACCUCUCUACCCCAGGGGACACAGACAGCUGCAAAGGCUCCUGGGCCAGAUGCCCCCUCUGCUGGGGUGGGUUGUUAGCACUGGACAGAUGUCUCAGGUGUGUGUAGAAGGGGAAAUGAGGAGAAGGUGGGUGCCCAGACAUCAGAACAUGGAUGUGGGGUUGGUGGGGAGAGGAAUACCAGCCCUCGGGGUGGGCUCUUGCCCCAGUCCCGGCCCUGCCAUCCCACCUUUGCUGGUACCUACCCUUUCCGUCCAUCCCCAGCAGCCUCUUGUCAUCAUUUAGCUACUGAUUGUACUUCAUGGCUUGACAGAGGGUUAGAGGAGUGGAGUGGCCACACUUGAGCCUUCUCCACCCAGGUUCCUUCUGUCCCUGCUGUGGCCCUGGGCUUUUUAUCUCCAAUUCCCCUCCCUACUGUGCUCCAUUUUUUUUUUUAAAUAUACUUAUUUUGCUAUGGGGGAGGGGACUAUCAAAUGGACAAGAUCACUUUUAAUGUAGUUUUUAUAAGAUGUUAUAAACUUGUAUCUUUUUACCAUUAAAGUGCAGUGUAUGUUCCUUCGUGACAUAUUUAGGAUAUUUAAAUAAAAAGGACGGCGCUUUUCUACAU
This is a messenger RNA of Grammomys surdaster, 4554 nucleotides long. It is a transcript of the gene Znf740, whose product is annotated as zinc finger protein 740. The transcript has 6 exons. Gene Ontology annotation, cellular component: nucleus. The coding region runs from base 895 to 1626 and encodes 243 amino acids. The record is from RefSeq and is a predicted model, not a curated record. Gene Ontology annotation, molecular function: RNA polymerase II cis-regulatory region sequence-specific DNA binding; DNA-binding transcription factor activity, RNA polymerase II-specific. Gene Ontology annotation, biological process: regulation of transcription by RNA polymerase II. NCBI's taxonomy places the organism in Eukaryota, Metazoa, Chordata, Mammalia, Rodentia, Muridae.